AAACAAUCCAUGUUUGAUUUUCCCUGCAAAAAAAAAAAAAAAAAGAUACAUUGAAAAAAUAUUAGUCAGUAGAAACGGUUCCUUAAAAUAGAGGUACCGAUGAAAAAGAGGAAAAACUAGAGAAAGAACGAAAAAGAAAACGCCAAGAUGUUGAAAAUGGCAACGAAGAAGAAGAAGAGAGACAGAAUACAGGAUCGAAAUAACGUAAAUUAUCAAAAUUCUGAAUAAAAUGAAAGUGGUAAUCAAGAAUCGGGAGGAGAUGAAGACGAUGAAGAUGGAGAAAAUCAAGAAGAGAAUGAUGACAACGGAGAAGAGGAGGAAUCGCAAAAAUGGCCUCUCUUCUUCAUCUUCAUUUCAUCUUCCUUAUCGCACUCCUAGUAAUUUCCCCUGCAAUAUCAAACAAUUGUUCUUCUUCUCAGGCGCCAAUCUCCGAUAAUACUUACUUCGCUGACUGUACCGAUCUCUCUUCUCUAAAAUCGUCUGUUCACUAGACUUAUAGUUCAACAAAUUCGACAUUUUCAAUUGCUUUUGUUGCUCCUCUGCAUUCUUCUAAUGGUUGGAUUUCAUAGGGAAUUUACCCAAUGGUAAUGGUAGACAAAGUGAUGAUAAAACGGGUAGAUCUUCAAGAAUUUAAAGUAAUAAUACUAGUUUUUACAUCUUUCUUACGUUCCUUGGAGUUGUGUUUUUUUAACUCGAUCAAAUUGACAAUGUUCCAAUUUAAAAUGAUUCAAUAAAUUAGUUGUUAUUUAAAAAAAAGAGGAGAAAGAAGAUGACGACAACAACAAGAAGAAGACAACAACAAAGAAGAAGAAGAAGAACACGACGGUAACGAAGAAGAAGAAGAAGAAGAUCAAAGUUAAAACGGAUGGGGCUUUUUUAGGUGGAUAUAUGAGUUUUUAAAUGGAAAAAUGACAAAAAUCCCUCCUUUAAGUUAACUUAUUACCCUUACCUCCUAUUAGUUUUAAAAUACCUAAAAUGCCUUAUUGUUCUUUUUAACUCAAAAAUCUCGCCGGAUAAAAUAUUGGGCUUCCUACACGCUAAACUAGCAGUUCUUCCUUUUCUUAUUCUCUAGAUUUUUUAAGUCAAAAAUCUCGCUGGAUACAAUAGUUGAUAUCUCCAAUAUUUUUCAAACUCAAGUCUCUCUGUGUGCAUACUCUAGGUAAUGUCUUUACUUAUCUUGAAAUCCUCUUUGUUUCUUCUUAUACUUUUGAAAUACUCUUUUGUUUGUUCUUCUGAUGGUUGAAUCAAAUGGAUGAUGCUAACACUAAUCAGAUAUAUGACUAUAAAGAUAUUAGUUGGGUGGAGAACAUAUCCAAAAAGCUUCAAGACCCAUUGUUAAUGGUGAAUGUAAAAGAUGGAAAGAAGAAAAAUGAUGGUGCUUCAUCUUCAAAAAUCCAGGUUCCUAAAACCCCCAAAAAAAGGGAUCGAAAAGUUACUCCUGCAAUUUCUCGACCUACAUUACCUGAGAAAAUAUCUGCCAGAUCAUUUUCAAUCUCGGAUGAAGAGGUAAUCGAAGAAGACAAUGUGAAUCAAUCUGAAACUACUAAUCAAUUUGUUGAACCUAGUUUUCCAAUUGAUAUGGAAUUUGUAAACAAUGUCCUUGUUGAGAACCCUGAUGUAGAGGCUGAAGAAGAAAUACAGAUACAACAAUAUGAGGUCUUAGAGGAUGAUGAUACAUUAAAGGAUAAAAAAGGCAACAAUGAUAUAAUGGAACCACCAUCUACAGUAGAGGUUCCUCUUGCAGGAACUAUAUCAGCCAAAAUUUCUUUUGUUGAUACAUCAAAGGAUCCACAAGAUGGUGAGGAGUAAAUGAUGAAGUUGUAAGUACAAGUUUAUGUAUAAGUAUAUUAAUUUAUUCAUCAAAUAAUUUAUUCACAG
Solanum pennellii is the source of this 1878-nucleotide messenger RNA. RefSeq lists its product as uncharacterized. Bases 1249 to 1809 code for a protein of 186 amino acids. The transcript is spliced from 4 exons. The record is from RefSeq and is a predicted model, not a curated record. NCBI's taxonomy places the organism in Eukaryota, Viridiplantae, Streptophyta, Magnoliopsida, Solanales, Solanaceae.